Messenger RNA from Bursaphelenchus okinawaensis, 2041 nucleotides. NCBI's taxonomy places the organism in Eukaryota, Metazoa, Nematoda, Chromadorea, Rhabditida, Aphelenchoididae. The record is from the annotation of a GenBank genome assembly.
AUGGCACAAGACGGAAAAGGGCCGUUUGAUCCGACAAUUGUCAAUGAGCAGUAUUAUCAUGGUAUGAUUUGUCACGCCAUUUUGUAUAUUUUAUCAAACUUAUCAAUUUUGGUACUGUAUUUAGCCAUUUUGGUACGAUUUGAAGCUUUCUGGUACCAUUUUUGAUUGUUCAGUACUAUUUUAAAAUUUUUGGAUAAAAAUAGUCAUAGUAUAGCUAAUACAUGGAAAUGGUGAUAUAAUGUUGUAGGCUUACUUCCUCGAGAAGACAUCAAGGCUAUGUUAAAGACGAAUGGCGAGUUCCUUCUUCGAACCAGUGAACCGUCCAAAGAAGCGACCAGAUCCUACAUCCUGUCAGUUAUGGUCGAUGAAUCUAAAGAGGACCUUGGUGUAGGUUCAUUUUGAAGUUUAAAACAUAAUUUUCCGUAUAAAAUGAUCUGAAAUGGCCUUUUUUAUCGAAAACAAGAUUUUUUGGCUCUUUUUUGCUUGAUUUAGGGUCAAAAAUGACAUUUUUAAUGGAAUAUAGAUACGAAAAUUGAGAGUUAAUGUCUUUCUUGAUAUGGUAAAUGUAUAAACUAACAUAACAAUGCUUUAGAUCAAGCACUACGUCAUUCAGAACCACCAGAACCGCUGGUCCAUCGAGAAGUACGGCUUCGACAGCAUCAAGGCCAUGAUCGACCACCACGUGACCAAGGCCGACUCCGUCUCCAAGACCAACGCCAACGUGAUUCUGAAGACUCCGGUGGUACGACAGGGCUGGGAACUGUCCCACUCGGACAUAGCCACCACCAAGAAGCUGGGCGAGGGAGCCUUUGGUGAGGUCCACAAGGGUACCUACAAGCAGAAGGACGGCACCACCGUGAACGUGGCCAUCAAGCUGGCCAAGCUCGAGGCCCUCACGAAGGAACAGAUCAAGGAGAUCAUGCGCGAGGCCCGUCUGAUGCGCAACUUUGAUCACGUCAACGUGGUCAAGUUCUACGGAGUCGCGGCCGGAAUGGAGCCCUUGAUGGUACUGAUGGAGCUGGCUGACAACGGAAGUUUGGAUGGAUUCCUCCAGAAGAACGAGCAACCGGUCGAGAAGAAGAACGAGAUGUGCAUGCAGUCAGCCUGGGGCAUCGAGUAUCUGCACAUGAAGAACGUGAUCCACCGUGACAUUGCGGCCAGGAACUGCUUGUACGGUGGAGGUCAGGUCAAGAUCAGUGACUUUGGGCUGACUCGGGAAGGCACGGUGUACCAGAUGGACCCACACAAGAGAGUACCAAUCAGAUGGUGGGUUCGGUUAGCUUGGUUUUGCAUUUCAAAUUUUUGAAAUUUGAGUUAAAAAUAUGGUUUUCAUGGUUAAUAUCGGAGUUUUAUGGCUUGAAAUUGAUCUUUAAUUGAUAUGAUGGUAGAGUUUGUGUUGCUUUUCUUUUAGAAUUGAAUGUUUUAUGAUAUGUUACCUUACUUUCUUAACGUCUUAUGUUGAUUUACCUUCAGGCUGGCCCCAGAAACCCUUCGAAUGUUCAUUUACACCCAGAAAACGGAUGUUUGGGCCUAUGGAAUUAUGUGUUGGGAGAUUUAUUCGAAUGGAAUUGAGCCCUACCCAGGAAUGACUCCCGGCGAGACGUUUAUGAAGGUAAGUUUUUGUUGAUUUUGGGCUUGCUUUAGGCAUUUUUGCUCUAUGUUUAGGGGUUGUUGGGGUAGGUUUUGGUCUUUUUUUGUCAUUCUUUGCCUGUUUUUGCUGAUUUUUUGAGUUUUUUUGUGCUUUUUACCUUUUAAAAUGAGUUUGAAAACAACCUCAUUUUAGGUAAGAGACGAGCAGUACCGUAUGCCUCUGCCAGCCUGUUGUCCACCCGAGAUGAGCAAGUUCAUCAUGAAUAAAACUUGGGCCGAAAGUCCGAACGAUCGCUUCUCCAUGGCAGAAUUGACCCACAAAAUGGAGUUGUGGCUGAAAAUGCCACGCCCAAUCCAACCCAGCAAAAUAGACACCACGCCGGGCGGUGGAACACCCGGCCUGACCGUAAGAGAUAAGAAGGACAAGAAGAAGAAGCAAAGAACCAAAUAG